CUUGUGUACCUGGGCGGAUCCAUUCCUGGGAGUGCACAGGGGGUGGAGUGACCCGGAGAGCCACCGCGCACUGGGUCAGUUGUCCCGGGAGAGCCGAAGGCAUGAGUUUCGUCCAAGUUUUUUUUGUAGGCUAGAACUCCUGCAGGGUGGGGAAAAUGGACUUGGAUUAGGGGCCGGGCGGAGCAACUACCCUUCUCGGCCUUGGUGCUCGCCGCGCCCCCUACUCUCGGGAUACUUGGGAGGGGACGCGCGGGCUCCGUCGCUGCUAGACGGCCGCGAUGGCGCCGGCGCCCAGCGCGCGUGCUGGGGCGCCUGGCUACCGCCCGGCCACUAUACUCUUCGUGUGGCUCUUUCUCAUCAUUUACUGUCCAGCCCCUGCCAGCACCAUCCAGGUGACUGUGUCUGACCCCUACCACGUAGUGAUCCUGUUCCAGCCAGUGACGCUGCCCUGCACCUAUCAGAUGAGCAACUCAAUCUCAUCCCCCAUCGUGAUCUGGAAGUACAAGUCAUUCUGCCGAGACCGAGUUGCCGAUGCCUUCUCCCCCGCCAGCGUGGAGAACCAGAUAAAUGCCCAGCUGGCUGCUGGCAACCCUGGCUACAACCCCUACGUGGAGUGCCAGGACAGUGUACGCACUGUCAGGGUGGUGGCCACCAAGCAGGGCAAUGCUGUGACCCUAGGGGACUACUACCAGGGCAGGAGGAUCACCAUCACAGGAAAUGCUGACUUGACGUUCGAGCAGACGGCCUGGGGGGACAGUGGGGUGUAUUACUGCUCUGUGGUCUCAGCCCAGGAUCUGGAUGGGAACAACGAGGCCUAUGCAGAGCUCAUUGUCCUUGGCAGGACCUCAGAGGCCCCUGAGCUCCUACCUGGUUUUCGGGCGGGGCCCUUGGAAGAUUGGCUCUUUGUGGUCGUGGUCUGCCUGGCGGGCCUCCUCCUCUUCCUCCUCCUGGGCAUCUGCUGGUGCCAGUGUUGUCCCCACACUUGCUGCUGCUACGUCAGAUGUCCCUGCUGCCCAGACAAGUGCUGCUGCCCCGAGGCCCUUUAUGCUGCUGGCAAAGCAGCCACCUCAGGUGUCCCCAGUAUCUAUGCCCCCAGCAUCUACACCCACCUCUCUCCUGCCAAGACCCCACCACCACCACCUGCCAUGAUUCCCAUGGGCCCUACCUACAGCAGGUACCCUGGAGACUUUGACAGGAACAGCUCAGUCGGCGGCCACAGCUCCCAGGUACCUCUGAUGCGUGAUAUGGAUGGCAGUGUGUCUUCGGAAGUACGAAGUGGCUACAGGAUACAGGCUAACCAGCAGGACGACUCCAUGAGGGUCCUAUACUACAUGGAGAAGGAGCUAGCCAACUUUGACCCUUCCCGGCCUGGCCCCCCUCCCAAUGGGAGAGUGGAACGGGCCAUGAGCGAAGUCACCUCCCUCCAUGAAGAUGACUGGAGGUCUCGGCCUUCCAGGGGCCCUGCCCUUCCCUCAAUCCGGGAUGAGGAGUGGAAUCACCACUCACCUCGGAGUCCCAGAAUGUGGGAGCAGGAACCCCUUCAAGAACAGCCAAGGGGUGGCUGGGGAUCCGGGCGGCCCCGGGCCCGCUCUGUGGAUGCUCUGGAUGACAUCAACAGGCCUGGUUCCACUGAAUCAGGAAGGUCUUCUCCCCCAAGUAGUGGGAGGAGAGGACGGGCCUAUGCACCUCCCAGAAGUCGCAGCCGGGAUGACCUCUAUGACCCCCAUGAUCCUCGAGACUUGCCACAUUCCCGAGACCCUCACUACUAUGAUGACUUAAGGUCUAGGGACCGCCAUGCUGACCCCAGGUCCCAUCAGAGAUCCCGGGACCCUCGGGAUGCUGGCUCCAGGUCACGGGACCCUCAUUAUGAUGGGCGACUUUUAGAAGAGGCCUUAAAGAAAAAGGGGUCUGGGGAGAGAAGGAGACUUUACAGGGAGGAAGAGGAGGAGGAAGAGGAGGGUCGCUACCCCCCAGCACCUCCACCUUACUCAGAGACUGACUCGCAGGCCUCGCGGGAGCGGAGGAUGAAGAAGAAUUUGGCCCUGAGUCGGGAAAGUUUAGUCGUCUGAUUCCACGUUUUGUAUGUAGCUUUUAUACUUUUUUUUUUUUUAAUCGGAGUACUGAUGAAACUCUUCUUCACCAAGCCUAAUAAAACACCUAAUCACAA
Messenger RNA from Phodopus roborovskii (desert hamster), 2167 nucleotides. It is a transcript of the gene Lsr, whose product is annotated as lipolysis stimulated lipoprotein receptor. The transcript has 10 exons. The record is from RefSeq and is a predicted model, not a curated record. Bases 279 to 2069 code for a protein of 596 amino acids. Gene Ontology annotation, cellular component: tricellular tight junction; plasma membrane. Gene Ontology annotation, biological process: tricellular tight junction assembly; establishment of blood-brain barrier. Lineage: Eukaryota; Metazoa; Chordata; Mammalia; Rodentia; Cricetidae.